UUAGUUGAGCUUCAUCAGCCGUCGUGAACAUCGCGUUAAUUUUUCAUUAAAUAAUGGAUUUAAUUUUAUUAUUGAUCUUUGCUGGAACAUUGUUUGUCACGUUUUUACCUUUUUUCAAAAAGUUAAAAAAGCAAUAUGAGUUUCAACAAGUGAUAAACAAGCUUCCGGGACCAAAAUCGUAUCCAUUCUUAGGAACAACUUUACCUUACAUAACAAAACCUCGAGAAGAUCGAUUCAACCUGGAUGUACAAUAUGGGAAGCAAUAUGGACCGAUUUACAGAAUGUGGCACGGGCGAACUUUCCCAGAAAUCCGAUUAAUGACUUGUGAUUAUGCUGAAGAGAUAUUUAAAUCAAGCAAACACAUUGAAAAAUCUUACACCUACAAACUUUUAGAACCGUGGCUAGGACAAGGCUUGAUUUCAUCAACAGGUCAACACUGGUUUAUGCAUAGACGUUUGCUUACUCCAACAUUUCAUUUUAGCAUUCUAGAGAACUUUUGCGAUGUCUUUUAUGAACAUUCAGAACUUAUUGUGAAGAAAUUAGAAGAACUUACUGCUGAUGGCAAGCCAGUGAAUAUUUAUCCCAUCAUAGGACAUGCUGCACUUGAUAUCAUUUGUGAAACUGCAAUGGGAUUUAAAAUAAAUGCAUUGGAAAAAACUGAGAAUGAAUAUGUGAAAGCUGUUUACAGCUUCAGUGAAAUUGCAAUGCAUCGCUUUUAUAAACCUUGGCUGCGUGUUGAUUACUUUUUUCGCAAGUCAUCUUACGCUGAUAAGUAUGAAAAAAGUUUAAAUACUCUACAAGAAAUGACAACGAAAGUGAUAAAAGAAAGAAAACUCUCAAGACAGAUGGACAAUAAUGAAUUUUCAGGAAAAGCUGAAAAUGACUUUGGGAUGAAGAAACGCAAAGCAUUUUUGGACUUAUUGUUAGAUGGCAAUGAAAGUAAUAAGGAAUUAACCGAUGAAGAUAUUAAAGAUGAAGUUAAUACAUUUAUGUUUGCUGUAAAUACCACAUCGGUUGGCAUUUGUUGGGCUUUGUACAUGAUUGGUUUACAUGAAGAUGUUCAAGAAAAAAUUUGGGAAGAGAUGAAAGCAAUUUUCGGCGAUGAUAACAAAAAGCCUGCAACAUACCGCGAGUUGAAUGAAAUGAAAUAUUUAGAAAGAGUGUUGAAGGAAUGUUUAAGACUUUAUCCAUCAGUGCCUAAUAUUUCAAGGAAAAUGAAUGAAGAUAUUGAACUUGGCGGAUAUACAAUACCGAAAAAUGCAAUUGUCGCUCUGCAAAUAUUUUUCAUUCAUCGAGAUGAAAGAUUCUUUAAAGAUCCAGAAAAGUUUGAUCCUGAUCGAUUUUUACCAGAAAAUAUGGAAGGCCGGAAUAGCUAUGCAUUUGUGCCAUUCGCUGCAGGUCCACGAAAUUGUAUCGGACAACGUUUUGCUCUACUUGAAGAAAAAUCUGUUGUAUCAACGAUUGUGCGUAAUUUUAAGAUCAAAUCAAUUGAAAAACGUGAAGAUAUUAAGUUAUUACGAGAAUUGGUUUUACGGCCAGUAAAUGGAAUUAAUUUGAAACUUGAAAAGAGACGAUGAAACCUAAACUGAGGUUGGAGUUGAAUGACAAUUUCUUGAAGUUCUCUUCUUAUUCCUGCAAAUAUUUAACAAAAAAUUAACUGAACUAAUAAAGAAAAAUUGUUUAGAAAUGUAAAAAUGUUUUUGCUUUAUUAAAAAAUGUCAAAGCUCUGAACCAAAUGAAUUUAUUGAUUGUAACCUUUAUUCUUCCAUUUCUUUUUCGGUUUCUUCACUUCAACUUCAGAUACCGAAUUUUCUUCAGUAACUUCUUGAUUGUCUUUUUUUCUUUUCAAUGGAUUUCCUUCGUUUUUCUUUUGGCUUUUAAUGUUUUCUUGCUUUUGAGCGUAAAAUUCGUUGACUUCUCCUUCUUGACAUCUUUCAAAGACACUUACAAAAAAUCCAUUUGAAAGAUCGUCGGAUGUUCUUGCAUAAAGAACUUUACUUCCCAAUCCAGGAUAAACUUUUUCGCUUCCAAAGUUUUUCCACUUACUGUCAAUCAAAUUUCCAGCAUCAACUAAUUUAAAAUCUGAAACUUUCCUUAAAACACUCAGCACAACUUCUUCGUUCUCUUCCGUAUAAAUUGAACAUGUUGAGUAAACAAUUCGAACAACAUUAGGAAAUGAUGUCAUGGCAUGAAUUAAAAGUUUGUGUUGAAGACCAGCAAGUUUGAAAAGUCGACCAGCAUCUUUAUUGCGCACUUCACUUUCAAAUCUAUUCAGCAUUCCUGAACCUGAACAAGAAGGAUCAAGUAAAAUGUAUUCAGCUUUAGGAACAUCUUCGUCCUUAACUUCCAAGACGUCUUUAUUGAUUGGUUGAAUUAUUGUUGCGCCUGUGCCUUCAACCAUUUCCAACAAUGUCUGAUAACGUUUCACAUUCAUUUCUAUUGCAUAAAUCUUUCCUUUGUUCUUCAUUAUUGAAGCGAGAUGAGUCGUCUUAGUGCCUGGAGCUGCACACAUAUCGAUUACAGUUGAUUUAUGUGGUGGAUCAAGAAGAACUGCUGGCAGACAACUUGCUUUAUCUUGAAGCAGAAACUUUCCUUCUUGAACGAGUGGAUUUGUUGCCCAAUAUUUUCUCGAACUUGAUGGAAACACGAAAAGAUUCUUGAUGUGGAAAUCUUUCAAAUAAUUUUCGUCAUCGAGAUUUUUUACAGCUUCUAAAAAGUCAUCGUAAGUUUCAAACGAACUUUCAAUCAAACGCCAACCUUCUCUUUCAAGAUACUCUUUUGCUUCUGUUUUCUUUAUCAAGAUCGUGUUAAGUCGAAUGUACCGUGGAACUUUAUAUUGUUGAAGUUUGGAUUGCUGAUUAGGAUUCUCGCCUAAUUCAGCCAAAGCUUCCUUUAAUUUAUCAUGAUUUGAUAAAACACAUUCAACUGGUUUCGAGUGUCCAUUUAAUUGUCCACGACCGAAAAUCAAUUCAGCAACGAGAAUCUUAGCGAGGAAAAUGUUUGGAAUAUUUUGCAAAAUAUCUGUCUUCGCCAUGAUUUGUUCAAGUUGAAUUUCAUUCGCUUGAAUCUUUGUUAAUAAAGCUACUGUGCUUCCAGUUUUCUUUAAAAUAUAUAACUUUUUAAACUAAUUCUUUGAAGGAUUUUCCUUCUUCAACAAUUUGUUUUAAUAUUUUUGCAGCUUGCCGAUAUUGUGUUGGAACUGGAAUUUUGUGUGGCUUUCGGUCUGACACCCAUUCUUCCAUUUUCUGUUGAUUCUCAUUUUCCUCUUCCAUCCUCGUGACUUUAGAUAAUUUUUUUGUUUCUUUAAUUUUCGACUUACUUUUAAGAAUUUUCUAAAUUUUGA
Clunio marinus is the source of this 3343-nucleotide messenger RNA. The record is from the annotation of a GenBank genome assembly. NCBI's taxonomy places the organism in Eukaryota, Metazoa, Arthropoda, Insecta, Diptera, Chironomidae.